UGGUUAUUUUAUUUAAUUUUUUUCUAAAAAAAAAUGGUGCAGUAAUUCCAGAUUAAAUGUCAAUAUAAAUGGAAUAGGAGAGAUAAUAGAUCAGUAGAAAAAGGAAGAAGAAAUAGAACAGUGUAUUUGUGCAUCCCAACAUGAUUUGCAGGAAAAUAAAUCAGUUUUCAAAAUUUUUAUUUCACGUGUUAAUUAUAGCAGGUUGACAUUUGGAUCGUCAAAAAUUUCCACCGUGAAAAGUAAAAACAAAACAAACAAAAAAAAAAGCAAAAAAUGAAAAAGAGUUAUAUGAAGUCAAGUCGGUUUACACUUCAAUUAAUUGAUUAAUUAGUAACGCGUUUCCCCGAUACUUCACCGAAACCUCCGCUUGGAAAACUUAUUACACUUGUCCACAUCCACUGAUUAAUCGUGGAAUUCCUUAUAUAUACAUAUAUAUAUAUAUGCGCCCCUUCCCUUAACCUUGUCCAUAAUUAGCUAGAGAAAGUGUAGUUUAUAAAGAAAUAUAUUGAUAGAAUUAAUGGAGGAUCUGCGUCAGACGGCUUUGGCUUACUACACGGCCGCGACUGACGACAUACGACAUGUCGUAGAUGAGUUUUUCCGUGAGAUGGACCCGAAGGGCAAUGGGUACGUGAAGUUCAAGGAGUUCUCGGCGUAUAUGGAGACGAUGGGGUGCCCUAACAUGAGCUCGGAAGAGUUCUACGACGAGCUUAAGCAGUGCGGAAACGACGAGCUUUAUCAAGACGACAUCAUAACUUUGUUUUACAUAAUCCAAAGUAACAGACCCUUCUGUGGGGGCAAGUGUAAGAAAUUUGUGAAAGGCAUGUAUUUCACUUGUUUGAGAUGCUUUGACUUUGACCACUGUGACUAUGAGAUCAACCAAAGUAGUACCAGUACUACUGCUACUUUCAGUGUUUGCUCUCAGUGUUACGCCGAGGGCCAUUUUGAGCAUCGUCACCAGGAAUUUCUGGAUCCCAUUGUUUUGCUUAACUUGAAGAGAAUGAAAGCUUUGAGCAACAAGCAGAGUACUACUUCGACGGAUGCUGAGGCAGCAAGCGGUUCAACUGUUUCGUCUGAUAAUAAAACCGUUGGGGGAUCUAGAACAAGAUCCAAAAAACCCAAAUAUGAGCGUUCUCCAUCAGAAGUUGAAACGUAUUUCAUGAAACCAUGUCCGACAUCAUCUGAGUCUUCUUCCAAUGAUUCUUCUCACUCCCAUGACGACAAACAAGAGACGACAAGCAAUUACUCUUUAUCUAAAGCAAUUGUACCAGCUGUCAAUCAACAAUCUAAACAAGCUAAGAUGCAGACAGCAAUACAAUUUGGGCAGCUAGUGGCAAGCAUAGGGAGUGUAGUGUUCGCAUCCCAGCUUUGUACCAUAAUGUGACUCUACACCCCGAAUGUAUAUCAUAACAACU
This is a messenger RNA of Humulus lupulus (European hop), 1412 nucleotides long. RefSeq lists its product as uncharacterized. NCBI's taxonomy places the organism in Eukaryota, Viridiplantae, Streptophyta, Magnoliopsida, Rosales, Cannabaceae. The transcript has 4 exons. Gene Ontology annotation, molecular function: calcium ion binding. The record is from RefSeq and is a predicted model, not a curated record. The coding region runs from base 518 to 1381 and encodes 287 amino acids.